AUGUUGGGUCUGGGAUACCAUAACCUUCUUGUGGCAGCUCUCCUGCUGCUCUGCUCAGCGAUGAUCUCCUCCUGGGCGGCGCGAGACGACGUCGUGGCCUACAGCUUAGCCACCAUCAACACAACCACGGCCAGCGGCCUGACGGUCGUCACCAACCAGUCACAGGUAGUGUCAGGUCCAACCCUGUUCGGCAUCGACCACCCGACUCUCUCCGCGGUGAACGAGUCCGCCGGGUUCGUGGUCCUCUCGCGGACGGUCGAGCUCUGGCGCGGCGGUGAUGGCCGGCAGGGACCUCCCCGCCAGGCAUCCUUCAACACAAGCUUCACCAUGGACGGGACCUCCCCUGUGGCGUUCGUCGUCCUCCUCGACCGGUUCCCGACGUAUAAGGGAAAGUUUAUCAGCGUGACGACGUUCAUCUCGGGCCCCGGCGACCCCACGCAGCGGGGCAGCAACCGCUUUGCCGCCGUCGAGGUUGGCACGGUGAAGUCGUACGCCCCCGAGUCUCCACGCGUGGGCCUCAACGUCACCGUCACGCCCAGCGGCGCGACGCGGAUCGUGACCGUGUGGAUCGACUACCACGCCGUGGUGUCCCGCCUCUCAGUGUUCGUCGGCCCCGCCGGCCGGACUAAGCCCCGCGAUCAGCUCGUUGGCGGCUCGGCCGUCAACAUGACGGGUCGCACCAACCAGUCCGCGUUCGUCGGCUUCUCCGCCUCCAGGGUGACCUAUGUCCUCGCCGGCAUCCGCGGCUGGGAUCUGACGGUGGAGAGGCUCUCGCCGGCUGCCGAGAAGGAUGAUAAUAAGAAGUCAUGGCUGGUGAUACUGCUCGCCGUUCUAGGAUCUGUGGCUUCCACGGCUGCCGUGGCCGCCGCCGUCGCUUUUUACUACAACUCCAGGUACAGGAGGUGGAAGAAGGACCUGGAGCAGCUGGCCAAGUCCAUGCAACGACUCCCGGGGAUGCCAUGUCGGAUCGACUUCUCCGACAUUAAGAAGGCCACCAAGAACUUCGACGGCACAAUGAAGUUGGGAUCAGGAACCUUUGGCUCCGUGUACAGAUGCAGGCUUCCUGCAGCACCAGAAACGGGCCGUCCAGAAAUGGAGGUGGCCGUCAAGAAGUUCACGCGAAACGAGGACCGGCGCUUCGAUGACUUCCUGGAGGAGGUCAGCGUCAUCAACCGUCUGCGCCACAAGAACAUCGUCCCUCUCAUCGGUUGGUCUUACCAUGGCGGGGAGCCCCUCCUCAUCUUUGAGCUCAUGCCCAAUGGCAGCUUGGACCAACAUCUCUUCCAUCUAAGAACACCAAUUCUCCUAUGGGACACCCGCUAUGCCAUCGUGAGGGACAUAGCCACCGGCCUGCACUACGUUCAUCAUGAGUAUGAGCCCACGGUUCUUCAUCGCGACAUCAAGGCGAGCAACAUCAUGCUCGAUUCCACCUUUGGUGCCCGCCUGGGUGACUUCGGCAUUGCCUGCACGGUCCCUCUCGACCGUAACUCCGUCACCGGCCUCGCCGGGACACAGGGCUACAUAGCGCCGGAGUACGCUUGUAGCUAUAGAGCUACGAGGGAGACUGACAUCUAUGCGUUCGGUGUCGUCGUCCUCGAGAUCGUGACCAGUAGACGAGCGCUCGACGGGGAUGUCCCGUCUGAAGGUCACAUCACAGACUGGAUAUGGCGUUUCCAUUGGGAGGGAAAGUUGCUCGAUGCCAUGGAUCCCGUGCUUGCCAUGGCGGGGUUUGACGAUGAUGACGCCAAACGCCUAAUGUUGCUUGGCUUGGCGUGCACCAACCCAAACCCGUCGAACCGGCCAAGCAUGGCGGAAGUGGUGCAGGUUAUCACCAAAUUAAAGCUACCGCCGACCGUUCCUCCUAAGAAACCAACAUUUGUGUGGCCUCCACAAGGAUGGAAUUCAUUGAGCUCUUACUUUAGCACAGAGACAAGUACAAUUUAUGCAAGUGGCUCAUCAACCAAGGCCAGACAGGUGUAG
Molecule: messenger RNA, 1980 nt
Organism: Triticum aestivum (bread wheat)
Lineage: Eukaryota; Viridiplantae; Streptophyta; Magnoliopsida; Poales; Poaceae
Product: probable L-type lectin-domain containing receptor kinase S.5
Exons: 2
Coding region: 1-1980 (659 amino acids)
Biological process (GO): protein phosphorylation
Molecular function (GO): carbohydrate binding; ATP binding; protein kinase activity
Source: RefSeq, a predicted model, not a curated record